AUGUCUGGAGACACCAAAUACUUUUCAGGAUCCAACUUGGUAGCCGCUCCGCCUGAAGCAGGUGGCUUACUGACUCUGGCUUAUCGCACGUUUGGCGAUUCGGAGAAUCCCGCAGUUCUGAUGCCCUCCUGUUAUGGUGGCACACUUGACGACACUCUGCCAUUCUUGUAUACUUCCAAAGACGGCACCGAAGCCGUUCUGCAAGGGAACUUCGUGAUCGCAUACCAUAUGGCUGCUAUUUUCCCAGAUUUUGUCCAGCAUGUCGUGGUUCUUGCCGGCUCGGCACGGACGAGCUGGCACAACUGGUCUUUCCUUGAAGGCCCAAAAGCAGCACUGUUGAACAGCAUAGACUUCAACGGAGGACUUUACACGAAGCCAGCGAUGCGCGGAACUGCCGCUUUUGGGCGAGUAUACUCCACCUGGGCGCUGUCGCAGGAGUGGUUCAGGCAGCACAGUUGGGAGAAGUUGGGAUAUAAUUCGCUCGAGGAGUACCUCCACAAAGAAUGGGAGUUCAAAGAAGACGCCAACAAUUUGCUCUGUAUGCUGGCUACGUGGCAGAAGGGCGACAUCUCGCAAUUUGGACCGGAAGAAGAAAGAGGCAAUCUUGUCAAUGCACUUGGGCGAAUUAAAGCAAAAGUACUCGUUAUGCCUGCUCGGACAGACAUGUAUUUUCCGCCUGAGGACAGCCAGUUCGAGGUUCAGCAUCUCAACAAUGGGCGACUUAGAGUCAUCGAAAGUAUAUGGGGCCAUUUGGCAGGUGGGGGAGGUGGAACGAAGGAGGACGAAGAGUUUAUCAAGAAGGAAGUAGCUGAAUUUUUGUCGUAG
Mycena indigotica is the source of this 825-nucleotide messenger RNA. RefSeq names its product AB hydrolase-1 domain-containing protein. Gene Ontology annotation, biological process: biosynthetic process. The record is from RefSeq and is a predicted model, not a curated record. Lineage: Eukaryota; Fungi; Basidiomycota; Agaricomycetes; Agaricales; Mycenaceae. Gene Ontology annotation, molecular function: acyltransferase activity, transferring groups other than amino-acyl groups. The transcript has 2 exons. The coding region runs from base 1 to 825 and encodes 274 amino acids.